AUGAGCGGCCAAAUUGUCUUGCCUGACCCCACGGGGGUCAACCAUUAUGACAAGGAUGACCGUCGUCAGUAUAUGACGAAGGUGUUUCGACAGCUGGGCCUUUGGGAUGAUCUCGAGAAUAGGCUCAAGGCGAAGAAAAUCCGACCACGGUGCGAGGAUUUGGUCAGCGUGCGGAUGGAUAAGAAUGAGUAUCACAGCGUCAGUGAUACCUUCUUCGAGUAUUGCACCGACCUCAACGUCUGGUCCAACCUCGUCAACCGUGGCGGAAGGGCAACAUGGCCGUGGGAAGACGAGCCUUUGCCACCCCCGGAAUAA
Messenger RNA from Fusarium poae, 315 nucleotides. RefSeq lists its product as uncharacterized. The coding region runs from base 1 to 315 and encodes 104 amino acids. NCBI's taxonomy places the organism in Eukaryota, Fungi, Ascomycota, Sordariomycetes, Hypocreales, Nectriaceae. The transcript has 2 exons. The record is from RefSeq and is a predicted model, not a curated record.